Molecule: messenger RNA, 648 nt
Organism: Ophidiomyces ophidiicola
Lineage: Eukaryota; Fungi; Ascomycota; Eurotiomycetes; Onygenales; Onygenaceae
Exons: 2
Coding region: 1-648 (215 amino acids)
Cellular component (GO): nucleolus
Molecular function (GO): RNA binding
Source: RefSeq, a predicted model, not a curated record
AUGGCACCACCUAUAAAACGUCGAAAAUUGACAGUCGCUCCUGUGGAGGAAAUUCUUUUUGACAAUGAGUCUCGGCAUGACUAUCUGACUGGCUUUCACAAACGAAAAGUUCAGCGCGCGAAACAUGCACAGGAGGCUGCUGAGAAAAAGGCAAAAGAUGAACGGAGGGAGCACCGUCGAAAGAUACGAGAAGAAAGACAAGCAGAGCUGCAGAUAGUGUUGGAUGAAAGCCGCAAACGAAUGGAAGAGUUACAGAACUCAUCUAACCCAGACGACAUGGGCAAUUCAAACGCCGAAGAUGAAGAAUGGGAGGGAUUUCCAGAGCCGCCGGUGAUUGAUUAUGAAGCGGAAUAUAUCGACGAGAACAAAUACACUACUGUUACUGUGGAAGACAUGGACCCCUCGAAGGAGGGUUUAUACAAAGCUGCGGGGAAUAAUGACAGCGAUGAAGAAAAUGGACACCCAAGGCCAACGAGCGCUGAGACUAAAUCAAUAAAGAAGGGGAAGUCGACGAAGGAUGAUCGAAGUCAAUCGAAAAAGAAGAAAAAGAAAAAGUUUCGGUAUGAAUCUCCAAUGGAGAGAAAGGCCGCAAGGAUAAAGGAAAGAAUGGGCAAUCGGAAACAGGCAAAAGCUAGACGAGAAACUUGA